Molecule: messenger RNA, 1216 nt
Organism: Portunus trituberculatus (swimming crab)
Lineage: Eukaryota; Metazoa; Arthropoda; Malacostraca; Decapoda; Portunidae
Product: nucleoside diphosphate-linked moiety X motif 8-like
Exons: 4
Coding region: 256-1170 (304 amino acids)
Molecular function (GO): coenzyme A diphosphatase activity
Source: RefSeq, a predicted model, not a curated record
AGAACCUGCUGCAUUAAGAUGAAGAUCAACAGGGGGACUGUUAUAAAGACAUCCAUUCCAUUCCACUGCCCCUCCGUCCCACUGGUCACUGGUCAGCUGUGUGGCGUCUGCUGUCCGCAUGCCGUCUGCCGCUUAGGAAAUAUUGCUUGUGACAACAUCGGCAAGGACAGGACAACUUUGAAGCAGUUCCAAGAGCGAGACAGAGCUGAACUACCUGGUUACAAAAAUAAGAGGACGACGACUUGAGCAUCCAUAAUGGCCAAACAGAUGUGGAUGUCAAGUUGGAAAGCUUUUGGAUGUACUAAGCCAAGAGUCCUUCAUCCAAUGACAGACAUCACAGAGGUGGCUGGGGACUGGCACGGGAGUGUGUCAAGGAGAGAGAGCCAAGCCCUGGAAGUGAAGGAGGCAAGGCACAAUAUACAGAGGAGAUAUAGAGCUUUGGAUCUCAGGAGUAAGAUGUGCCAAGCAGCCAUGUGGCUGGCCACUACACCAACCAGAGGGAUGGCCACUGCCAGCCUCUCUUUUGAGACUGUUUUGUCAGAGGAGAACAAGAACAAUUUGAAGAUGCGCCUGGCCAAGACAAAGAGUCCUCGGGUGCGGGACCUGAAGGGCAGCAAGCCGAGAGCAGCUGUCUUGGUGCCUCUGUGUCAUGUAGAGGGAGAGUUGAGUCUGCUGUACACACUGCGUUGCCUCUCCCUGGGUGACCAUGCUGGUGAAAUGUGCUUUCCAGGGGGCAAGGUGGACCCAGAGGACAAGGAUGAGGUGCACACAGCUCUGAGGGAAGCCCAUGAGGAGGUUGGACUAAGGACAGGGGAGAAUGUGGAAGUGCUUGGGACGCUGCCUCCUGUACCAAGCCGUGCCGAGGGUACCCAUGUGGUCGGGGUGCUGGCCUAUGUGGGGCACCUGGACCCUGCUGCCCUCACCCUUAGCCCUGGAGAGGUGGAGGCUAUCAUAGUUGCCUCCCUUAGGAACCUUUGCCAUCCUGUCUUUGUGCGUCAGACUCAAUUUCGUUCUACCAAAUUUCCCCCUGGGUACACCCUUCCAGUGUUCUUGGGCACUGAGCCCCGGGUGUGGGGCCUCACAGCCAUCCUCACCCACAUGACCCUUACUGCGCUCCUGCCGGGCCUCUACUCUCACCGCCUGAGGCUUAUACCACCACUAAAAGCCUGAGAAAGAAGAGGAAAAGGAGAGCAGUUUGCUCUGAGACUUUUAUAGG